This is a messenger RNA of Clupea harengus (Atlantic herring), 5220 nucleotides long. RefSeq names its product synemin, intermediate filament protein (gene synm). Gene Ontology annotation, molecular function: intermediate filament binding; structural constituent of cytoskeleton; vinculin binding. NCBI's taxonomy places the organism in Eukaryota, Metazoa, Chordata, Actinopteri, Clupeiformes, Clupeidae. Gene Ontology annotation, cellular component: intermediate filament; neurofilament cytoskeleton; sarcolemma. The record is from RefSeq and is a predicted model, not a curated record. Gene Ontology annotation, biological process: intermediate filament cytoskeleton organization; fast-twitch skeletal muscle fiber contraction.
UUACGCCCGCCUUCCUCCUGCACUUGUCAAGGCAGACGCAACGCUCCUCCAUCCCAGUACUGCCCACUAACACCCGGAGAACACUUGUCCAGGGUGAGUCAAUAAAAAGGAACUGCAUUCAGAAAGUCUUCCAUCGACAAAAUGUUGCAUUUUCGGAGGACGUUUGAAAACGAAAAGGUCCAACUACAGGAGCUGAACAGCAGGCUUAGCCAGUAUCUGUCAAGAGCGAAGCAGCUAGAGCAUGAAAAUGCUCAUCUUAUCGCAGAAAUAAACAGCAUCAGGCAAGAAAGGCCCGCGCAAUGGGAGAAUCAACACAAGUCAGAGUUGCGACAAAUGAGAAGAAUGGUGGAACAGCUCGCCUUCGAGAAGUCCAAAGCAGAGAUGGAAAGGGAAAAGCUGCGACAGGAGUUCCACAUGGUCCAGGCUCUUCGCUCAGAGGAGACGGCAGUAAGCAAAGGUAUAGGUGGGGAACUUAAAAGUUUUGAGAGGGAGCUUCACCAAGCCCACAAUACUAACGGCGCACUGGAGGCACGCUUGAUUGAACUAGAGAAUGAAUACAAGUUUCUGGAGGAUGCUCAGAGGCAAGAAAUCGCCCAUUUCCGAAAUCAGGCUCACUCUAGAAUUGUACCUGUCGGCACCCAACAAUAUCACGGUCUCUCAGCCCCUACGAUGGAAGAGGUCGAGCAGUUUGCUCUGUCUUUGUCCGAAAGCUGGAUGGACACGUACGACAUGUAUCGAAUCAGGGUGGAGGAGAUGGAACAGUCCAUCAAAGGCGACCAGGCGAGACUGGAGGACAUGGAACGGGAAAAAAUGCAGUAUGUCUCGGAACUGAAUAGGCUACGGGCUGAAAUUGAUAGACAGAGCCAAGUACAAAUGCAUCUGGAGGAUCAGCUCAUGAACAUGCAAGAUAAAUUCGGAGAGGAUCUCAACCAGUAUCAGGUGAUUGUUGAUGAAUUGGAGCACGAGCGCGUUAUGCUUGCCAACACCAUCUCGGAGAAGUUGCAGGAUCACCAGGUUCUCAUGAAGGUCAAAAUGGACCUUGGUAUGGAGGUGGCAGCAUACAGGGCUCUCUUGGAAGGGGAGGGGAGGCAUGCCCAAAUGAGGUCCGAUCUUCACUCAAGAGAAAGAGUAAUAGAUAUCAAGAUGCCAGUGCACCCUCACACUCCAAAAGCCAUGGGCAGGAUUGACAUCAGACCCCACUUCCAGUUAACCGGCUUCGAGAGAUACAUGGAACCCAUAACUGGCGUGAGAACUGCCACUUCCACCCUGUCAAGCCACACUGAGUCCAAAAGUGCAUCGCGUGUUGUCCCGAUCAGUGUCUCUGGCCGAGCAGCCCAUCAAAGUUCAGCAGACAGGAGGGACAUGAUCAGUGUCUCUGCCCGAGCAGCCAAUCAAAGUCCAGCAGACAGGAGGGACAUGUUGGCUUUCACCAAAGCCUCACAGGCUGCUGCCACAGCUGCGGCUGCCACUGCAAGCGCCUCCAAACCAAGCGCCCCAAGUGCCCAGUGGAAGGAGACAGCGGUGAAGAGGGAAGUGGUUCAAGACAAGAGUGUGAAAGUUACAGAGGCGUCAGAGCAAUCUAUGAGGGGUUCCUAUGCUCAAGUUGCUGCUUCGGUCCCCACAGAGCAGAAAUCUGUGAGAGUUGUGUCACCUCCUCUUGACCGCCAGCAGAAACAGAAUGACGACAAGACAGAUUUGAGAAGACAAGACAAAACGUCCGAUGGCAGAGACCAGAAAGAGCUCAUGCAGAAUGCAGAAAGAGCUCAUGGGCAUGCAGAGAAAACCAAGGGCACAACCACAGAAAAGAAAGUAUUAGAUACAGUCCUGAUGGAGGAGAUCAUUGAAAAUGUUAUGAAGCCAGCUGGGUUGGGUGUAGAUCUCUCUGCGCCUGACUCAAAGAUGACUUACCAUGUUGAGAAAAUUGAAGAGGAGGAUGGGACAACUAAAACACAGAUUAUACUAGAGUCCAAGGUGCAAGAGGAAUUCGAUUUUUCACAGGACACUGCACUGGAGGAGCUCAUGAGUAGAGGAGUGAAGACAGUAACUUUGGAGGACAUUAAGGGAACCCAUACUGCAAGCAUGAUCCAGAACCUCAUUGGCCUGGGACUGAAGGAUGGGGAAAGCAUGGAAAACAAGACAGUGAACAUCAGCAUCAUUGAGGAGCCAGUUGAGUCCUCAAGUGAUGAGGAAACUGAAUUGAUGUCACACCUAGCCUUCACACAACCUUCCUCAAUGUUCUUCCAAGUUGAAGAGCCAGAGAAUGUGCCGCAGGCUGGCAAGCAGAAUCAAACCAGUGGGGAGGCCAUGAAGGCCUCAACGAAGGAAACAGGAUAUGAGAGGAAUGGAUCAGUUCGGAUUCAGGAAAGUUCCACUGACAUGGGGACUCCGUACUCUUCCCAGGAUCAGGAAUCCCAAGAGUAUUUUGUCUCCACCCCAGAGGACAACCUAUCAGAGGCAGAAGAAGGUGGUUUAGGGUCCUACGGACAUUACGGAGUGGUGGAUGACCUGUCAGAUGAAAGGUACUACCAGGAGGGAGCUUUCUCCAUGAAAAAACCCUUUUCAGAGGAGAGUGACAGGUUGAGAGACCAUCCAGAUGAUGUAUAUGUGGGGGAUAAGCGCUCAUACGUUAGAAACAGCAUCCCAGAAUGCAUCAUAGAGGAGGAGGUCCGCGUCUCACCCAUGGUGCAGGAAUCGAUGCUUGAGAUUCUCAAGGAAGGAACGCUGGAUCCGAAGCAGCAGUUGAAGGGAGCUCUAGAUAAACUCCAAGGCACUGUCUCUGGGCCUCUGAUGGAGGAGCUGUCCCGCCUCACACAGGCCGAACAUGAAGAUGCCGACAAUGUAUCUGUCAAAAAAGUGCAACAGAUGUCAAACAACGGAACCACAACCAUUGUGGCAGAGCUGAAUGUCACUCAAAGCCUGGAAAAGUCUGGACUUCUGGGUGAGGAGGAUGAUGACAUGUCUGAGGACCAGAUAAUGGCUUCCUUGCGGUCAAACCCUGCGUUUCAGAAGGCUUUCAGUGAUGGAGCACAGGGAGGAUACACCAUAAAGAUGUCCAAUGAGGAAGUCACAACACAGGGCAUGCCCUGGACGACCGAGAGUGGGGAGGCUGGAGAUGAGGAGGACAUUGUGGGUGAGAUCAGCAAGACAGAGAGGCACAUCAAGCUGGGUCCAACUGAGAGAACCUUCACUUUCCAGAUGGAUGCCAACUCAGGUUUGGCAGGUGCCGGUGGCAUUGAUGUCCAAGGUCUCCUUCAGCGGGAGGAGGGGGCCAGCGACCAGGAGGUGAUGGCGGGAUAUGGCCCCAACCUAAAGGUCGCUCAUGAAGAAAGAAAGGUGGCUAUGGUCUUCCUGGAGAGCACUAAACAGGAGUAAUUUAAAAAAAGGCAAGCAAUGACAGGCAUAGACAUGUUGAGGUAAAGUCAUUGGUGUUUGUAAUAAUAAAUCACACCAUAGCCAAGAUGAAGAAGGAAUGUUUUAUCACUUAACUAAGGCACCACUUAUAUUAAUUGUGGUGAUAUAUUAACAAGGAGCAUCAUGCAGUAUUAAGUAGUUACUUUAUGAUACUAUAACUGCUUAGCAAAUGAAGCCAACCUUAUAUUUUUAAGUUUGGGGUUUCUUUGGAUGCUAUGAUAUAUAUUUUUUAUAUUAACUUAGACUAAUAAGCUUAGAUCUUUUGCUAGAGGAUGCUGAACCUAAUGGAUUGACUUAAAACUAUAUUUUCCAUUGAUUAGUCUUAAAAGGAUGAUGUGCAAAUUAGAAACCAAAAACCACCAUUUAGUUAACAUAGCAUUAACCAAAAGGUGGAAGGCACAGUCAGGGAGUAACCAUUUUGGACUCUAGAUGGAUAAUGCAACUAAAUGUGUUAAAACCAGGAUGGUAAUAUAACUAGACAUGUUUUUGGUUUUUGGCUGAUUGAUGCCACUGAUGAAUGUAGUUGAAUGUUUGUGCAUAGGGAAAGUGAUAUUUGCAAUCAGCUUCAGAAAAAUACAUAAAACAUUGCAGUCUCAUCAAGGAAGACGUCAACAGAAUGAAACAUGCAUAAUACACUGAACAUCAGAAUAUUAAGCUCCAUAAAAGCCAGAGGUUUACAAAAAGAAACGGGAAAAUUAGCUGGCAUUAAAUUUGUGUUGUCAUCAUCAUGUCUAGGUUUGCAGCGAGUAAACAUACCAGACUAUCCUUCCUGUUCCCCACACAGAUCCGUUAAUCCUUAAAUACCUCUACAGGGGCUAUUCACUAAUCCAGCCAUCCUGAGUUCUCAAAAUGAUGUUCUUUUAUGCAUUUGCAGGCACAGAAACCAGAUAGGAAAGAGUUAGAGUUGGGGGGGGGGGGGGGGAUAGUAGGAGAUGGAACAGGAAAGUAGGUAAAUAUUAAAUUCCUUCGAUAAAAAAAAGAAUUACAUUCCAGAGCUGAUGGCGUCAUGAGUAUGCGUUUGAAUGUGUUUUUAGUCAAGUGAUCUGCGUGGUCGCAGAUUGCACUGGAUCAGUCAUAGAUGGGCUCACCUUCACUCAAGGUAAAGAGGUGUAAUGACUGCCUGCUAUUGUGGGCUCCUAGUAUCAGCUUGGGUCCAGUGCAUGUGGAGAAAGAGCCUGACAGGGAGAGACAUGCAUGUUAGAAUCGAAGGAGAGGUUUUGGCCACUGUAAUAUCCAGAUUUCUCAACUGUAUAAUUAUCAAAUCCUCAUUAAUCCCUAGCUUUAGAGUAAUGGAAGUGCAGAUUUGUAAUGAAAUAGUUGAAAUGAGUGUCAUUAAACACUUCACAUUCACUCAUAGCCCUGUAACAUGCUUCAUAUUACCUGUGUGUUACUAAUAUUCAAAAUGUGUCUUUUUUGUCUUGUGUUAUGCACUGGUAGGAAUGUUUGGAAUGUUAUAUCUAGCUUUUGGAAACUUUGUAAGUGGAGCCAUUUUCUUCUGAUGCACCCAUAAGCUUUACUGACACUUCAUUUCAGCAUACUGAGAAUCAAAUAUUGAGUAAUUCUUUACAGCCAUGCACUGUGUGAUAAUUAUGAACCGCUUUUGUUCACUUAACGAAUGUAAAAGGAGAUAUUUUGGUCUCCAGACAAUACUGGUUUGAUUUGACUUGAGAAAGGGAUUUGUUUGUGUACUUCUUAUAAAAUUUGGCAUAUCAUUUCGGCAGCUUCUCUGUCCACAUGUUGAUGGACACCCACUUUUGUUGGUCCAUAUUCCAAAAAAACAGAAACUAUUAAAAUUCAACUUUUAGCGCA